UUAUCUAAAAUACCAAAAUGAAUCCAUAUCACAUCCCACAACCAACUACAGCAACAGUAAAUGCAGGAGUUCCAAUUGGAACACCAGUCCCUACUGCUCUCCCAACUGCCAUGCCAACUCAAAUUGGAGCACCUAUGACUGCCACUGCGCAUGUUACUGCGCCAGCACCAACAGCAGCAACUCCUUCAUAUCCAACUGUGACACAAACUACAAUGCCAACUGCCACAGCUACAUUCACUGCUCCUACAAUGACACAUCACACUACUACUCAUGUGGCUCCUACCAUUACCCAUGCUGCUCCUACUUUCACCCAUGCUGCUCCUACUUUCACCCAUGCAACUCCAACUGUCACCCAUGCAACUCCAACUACGACCACAACAACAUCGAUGCCUGGUCAUGGAAUGACAGUGACAAAGCAAGUGCAUACAACUGCAGGAGCGACCUUCACUCCUGCGGUAGGCACAGGUAUGGUACACCAUACUCCUGCUAUGCCUACUGCAACUAUGACAACUCAUGUCUCAGCUCCAGCUCCCACUAUGGCAAUGCCAACCACAACUGUUACCACUCAUGGAGUACCAAGACAUGCAGGAGCUACUUUCCCAGGAUCUGUAUCAACCAUUGGAACCCAUGGGACUACCGUAACUAAACAAGUCACUACAAGUUCAUCUGGAUUUGGAGGAACAACUGUGACAAAGAAGGUAACAACAACUCCAGGAUUCGGAGGUACCACAGUUACUAAACAAGUUACAACCACUCCAGGGUUCGGAGGAGUUCAUGCUACUCCAGCUAUGACAACUGUAACUACCUCUGGAACUCCAGGCACACUUGGAUCUACAUUUUCCACUACAACUGCAGCUUACAGACCAUUUGUUGGUGCUGGUUGCCCAUACAGUGCUCCUGCCUAUCCAACAGCAUCCCAGAUCAUCACUAAGACUGGCCAUGUAGCUGUGAUUUCUGGAGUCCCAGGAUGCUUCAAAUGUGGAGGAAGCGGAUGGAAACAGAACUUUAAAGGAUGCUUCAAGCCAUGCAAGAGAUGCAACCCCACAGUCUGCAAAUGCAUGGGGACUGGAUGGGACUACAAGAAAGGAUUCCCUUGCAAGAAAUGCAGUCACGGAACUUCAUUUGUCACAAGACAUGGAGGUGGUCUUGGUAAAGGCGCUAAAGCAGCAGCCUUAGGAGUGGCUAUUGGAGCUGGAAUUGGACUAGCAGUUGGAGCAGGAACCAGACCACCAAAAAGUCAUAGAGGACCUAAAAGACACGGAAUGGGAGGUCUCUUUGGUAGAGGAAGAAGACGCUAGAUUAGACAAGGGCAUAACUAGUACAUAAUGCUUCAGCAUUAAAA
Molecule: messenger RNA, 1342 nt
Organism: Moneuplotes crassus
Lineage: Eukaryota; Ciliophora; Spirotrichea; Euplotida; Euplotidae
Source: the annotation of a GenBank genome assembly